ACCAGUCAGGAGUUGAACAUCGUUAGGUUGCCUUCAUCAGUUUAAAAUUGCAAUUAUUACUACAACAGGAGUGUAAAAUCCACUUUUGUUUGCCGCUCGCUUAUUUACGCAGUCAGUUCUUCAAAAAAACAGAGGCUGUUUGAAAUUAUCGACUGUUAGCUGAACUUGUUGAGGUUCCUGCGGAGAAGAGGAGCUAUGGAUUUGGUGUAUCUGGUGUGUUUGGCGCUGAGCAUCGGGGCUCGGUUCGCCUCUGCGGAGAGACACAGCGUCUAUUGGAACAGCUCGAAUCCAAACUUCCUGUGGGAUGAGUACACAGUGGAAGUGCGCAUCAAUGACUAUCUGGACAUCAUCUGCCCCCACUACACCCACGGUGAGGUGUCAUCGCAUGUAGCUGAGCGCUAUGUGCUGUACAUGGUGGAGAGGGAGGACUACGAUGUGUGUAAACCUCACUCCUUUGACCAGCUCCGUUGGGAGUGCUCGCGGCCCUUCGCUCUCCACGCCCCUGAGAAAUUCUCUGAGAAGUUCCAGCGCUUCACACCCUUCACCUUGGGCAAGGAGUUCAGACAGGGAGAGAGCUAUUAUUAUAUCUCCAAGCCUAUGCAUCACCAUGGACAGGACUGUCUGAGGCUGAAAGUGGAUGUCGUCGGGCAUAAAGGCUCUGGGAAAACUCACCUGGACAAACCCAAAGCAGAGGAGACAGGGAAAAGCUCAGAUGAAGGAAAAGUGAUGUUUCCUGCCACUGGAGGAGUGCACAACCCGUCUAAUCGGCUCCCAGCAGAUGACCCUGCUGUGAUGGAGCCAAACGUCCAGAGGAGUAUCGGCAGCUCAGGAGCACCGCUGGUUUCCUUCUCCCUCUUCUUUACCAUGAUCCCAGUCUUAUUAUCCUUGAUGCUGCACUAAGGCUGCUGACCAUAACAGAGACAAUGCUAACUCAAUGCUGGUCAUUGGGACCAUGAACACUAAGAAGUUUUUUAAUACAGAUUUUUUUUUUUCUUUUUAUACAAGCAUGAUCAGUGCGUGUGUGUGUUGUGAGUGUGUGCGUGUGUGUGUGUGUGUGUGUGUGUGUGUGUGUGUGUGUGUGUGUGUGUGUGUCAGUGAGUGUGAUGUGUUUGUUUGCGUGAAUGUGGAAACGUGGAUCGUUCCAAAGAAGAAGACCUCAAAGAUGUUUUUUCUUACUUUAUUACAAGGAUGGAUUUCUCAUUUUUGACCAUUUAAGAUGCACACUUUUUUUCAGCCAUGAUGAACAAAACUGGAAGCAAACUGAUCAAAAGACCUUAUAAAUUCACAUCAGAUUGAAAAUGACAAGAGGAACACAUUGUCCUCAUUAUGUGUUUUCAGAUUUUUAUACCAUUGGUACAUCCGUGCACUGUAUUACUGAUCUCAAACCGUCAAUGUCUUUUUUCAUUCUCUUCAUGUAAAGAAAUUAUUGAUUGUGUAUUGGAAAUGUUGUCGGCUACUGCCUAUACAUAAUGUAGGAUUGUUGUCAUGUAGCACUCAGCUCCCUGUUAUGUCUCUUAAGUCUCCUUCGAACUCACUUUGAGUCAGGUGCUGCAGUUUAGAAAGAGCAGAAAGUGUCUGACAUCACAUGUUUUUUUUAAAUUGUAAAACUACACAAGUAAACAAAUUGUCUAAUACAAACUAGUGGUUCUCAGCCAACUUAUUAUUAUUUUUUUAACUCAUUAAGUAAUACUUACUGCAUGCACAGAGUAUAGAACCAUUACAACUAUAAAACAAUUAAUUUGGAUCCUCAUGUAAAUCGUGAGUCAUAAUCUUGCCAAUCUAUUAUAAGUUCUCAUGUAAGUGGUUUGGAGAACCUAACACUAGCAGGAGUGUCAGGGAGCUGAGCCUCUUCUGUACUAAUGGUUCUUCACUCAUCUCUGCUGUCUUGGUAGUGUCAUGGUAUGAUGGUACACUGGCUGAUGUUUGCGAUGCUUGUUCACAUUGUCAAACCUCAAAGUGAAGGGACUUGCCACAAUUUAUUUACAUUAGUUUUUUCUUGUCAAACAUACUAGUGUCAUUUUGUACAUGUUUAUAUGUAAAUUUGUACAUAAAGAAAAACUAUAAGAAACUGUUUAAGAUGUGAAAAAUCUUUAGUGAAAUAAAAAAAAAAUUGUGAUGUAAUAAAA
Messenger RNA from Seriola aureovittata, 2126 nucleotides. It is a transcript of the gene efna1b, whose product is annotated as ephrin-A1b. Gene Ontology annotation, molecular function: ephrin receptor binding. The transcript is spliced from 4 exons. Lineage: Eukaryota; Metazoa; Chordata; Actinopteri; Carangiformes; Carangidae. The coding region runs from base 196 to 900 and encodes 234 amino acids. Gene Ontology annotation, biological process: ephrin receptor signaling pathway; axon guidance. Gene Ontology annotation, cellular component: plasma membrane. The record is from RefSeq and is a predicted model, not a curated record.